UGUUUACCAUAUACCGCACAGGCAUUCGCAUCUAAUCUUAAGGAACCUGAAAAAUCCUUGUUCUUUUAUAACUCUGAGAAAAAGCGUGAUCCCGAGGAUCAGUACACAAUAUGAAAAAGAACUUUGCAUUCUUAUGCUGCUCACCAACACUACUGAUAGAAAGCAUCAUCGACUUUCCUUGUUUGAAGAGUAUGUGUGUGACAGAGUGCUUAUUGUUGAUCAUUUUAUGGAUAAGCAGUGAGCUGCGAUCGUGUCAAUUUCAUGUAAAUUGUUGAAAUUUUCCUGUUGUGAUUUGGGUUAUUGCGCUUGGAAAAGCAAUCGGAAACCUUAAUGCUGAUUAUUGCUGAAUGUUUGCUUGAGGAACGAUCAACUAUAUAGCGAUUGCAAGAACACAAGACACAAAACCAUGGAUGAGCUAAACGAACCAAUAAUAAUUAAUGAUAAUAAUAAUACAAUUGAAAAAAUUGUAACUGGUGCAGAAAUCGCAACGCAACAGGAAUCCUCAACUGAAAGUGAUGGUUCAAGCAGCAUAUUAGUAAAGCCAGAAAAGGAUAAGUACCGUCGACAGUGUGAUUUCUGCGGUAAAGGAUUCGAUGCCAAUACUGAUCUGUCGCGCCAUAGACGAAUUCACACCGGAGAGAGACCACACAAGUGCACCAUCUGUGGAAAGGCUUUUAUUGCGUGCAAUCAGCUGGCCCGUCACCUUCGCAUUCACACCGGGGAACGGCCACACGUGUGUGACGUCUGCGGUAAAACAUUCAUCUGCGGCGGCGAUCUGACGAAGCACAAGCGCACACAUUCCGGUGCGAAACCGUAUGGGUGCGAAAUUUGCGGUCGUCUGUUCAACCAAAGAAAUCAUCUGCUAGCCCACCGAUUUAUUCACACCGGCGAGCGGCCAUUCCAGUGCAAUAUUUGUGGCGAUGAAUUCACGGAAAACAGACGACUGACCGUGCACAAGCUCAAGCACACGACGGAACGCGCUCAUGAGUGCGAUAUAUGUUCCAAACGGUUUACAGGCAAUAAUGCUGUUAAGCGGCACAUGCGUAAAAUGACGGGAUGGUGCAGGUGUUGUUUGGCCAACGACAGCGAAAUGAUGAACGUAUUUGGGACGUUAGAUGAGUUUGCGAGUCAAAUAUGUGAUAUGAUCAUGCAUUGUGGGGGUAUAAUGAUUUCAGAACAUGACUUUUUACCGAAGGAUAUUUGCCAAACGUGUCUAAGUGAUUUGAGGAUCGCAGUUCGUUUUCGAGAACGAUGUCUAAAGACGGAGAACAUUUUGCAAAAUACUCAACUCGAUGUAGGUGAUGAACGCACACCCAAGGACAUAAAUGCCGAUCCUCCAAGUGUUCCCGAAUUAAGGAACUCCCCGUCGUCUGACAUGACCCAAAUAAAAACGGAAAGGAUCACUGAUGAAAACCUCGGAGACCCGCCUUCUACGAAAACUGAAACGGAUUCUGUCCCGAAAGAUGAGCAAGCAGUUGCUGGUGAAGCAAAUAAUUGGAUUGUAGAGGAAAUAAAAGCAAACAUCGACGUAUCAAGAAAACAACGGUACUUUACAUGCGACGAUUGUGGAAAAAGGUUUUCAAAUAACUUGCACUUUGAGCGACAUGUCUUGUCUCACAAAAGUCUGCCGCACGUGUGUGAAAUAUGUGGCAAAGAAUAUUCUCAAACUGGUCACUUUUUCCGCCAUGUGAAGAAUCAUAAGGGUUCAGAACGACCGUACAAAUGUGAAGUUUGCGGAAAGGAGUUCAUUGAAAAUGGACACCUAGUGCGACAUAUGCGCAUCCACACCGGAGUACGACCGUACAGCUGCAAAAUAUGUGGCAAAGAUUUCAUCCAAAGUGGAAAUAUGAAGCGACACCUGUUAACCCAUGCUCAAGAGGAGCAGCAUUUUCAAUGUGAUGAGUGUGGUAAGCAAUUUAUUCGUUUGAAGCACUUUAAACGCCACCAGCUAGUUCAUGCUGGUCUCAAACCACAUAAAUGCGAUAUAUGCGACAAAGAGUUUAUGCUUCCUGGAAAAUUAAUGCAUCACAUGCUGCUGCACACCAGAAAUGUGCGACCCUAUCGAUGUGAAGUCUGCGAAAAGACUUUUGUUUCGAAGGUUCUUUUUGAGAAACACGUAAAGAAGCAUGGUUUGCGACAAAAGAAAAACCAACUGUGAAUAAUCGCUUGAGUCAGUAUUGAAUGAAUUGCUUCCGAUUGAAAAUAAAUCUAUUAAAUACA
This is a messenger RNA of Wyeomyia smithii (pitcher-plant mosquito), 2220 nucleotides long. RefSeq names its product zinc finger protein ZFP2-like. The transcript has 4 exons. The record is from RefSeq and is a predicted model, not a curated record. NCBI's taxonomy places the organism in Eukaryota, Metazoa, Arthropoda, Insecta, Diptera, Culicidae. Gene Ontology annotation, molecular function: DNA-binding transcription factor activity; zinc ion binding; histone deacetylase binding. Gene Ontology annotation, cellular component: nucleus; cytoplasm. Gene Ontology annotation, biological process: cell fate commitment; regulation of transcription by RNA polymerase II. Bases 407 to 2158 code for a protein of 583 amino acids.